Molecule: messenger RNA, 8527 nt
Organism: Alligator sinensis (Chinese alligator)
Lineage: Eukaryota; Metazoa; Chordata; Crocodylia; Alligatoridae
Gene: NRBP2
Product: nuclear receptor binding protein 2
Biological process (GO): intracellular signal transduction; protein phosphorylation; endoplasmic reticulum to Golgi vesicle-mediated transport
Cellular component (GO): cytoplasm; endomembrane system
Molecular function (GO): ATP binding; protein serine/threonine kinase activity
Source: RefSeq, a predicted model, not a curated record
GCGGGAGAGGGAUGCAUGGGGUGCUGGCGGUGCUCCCUGGCUGAGCGGUCCCUGCGAGGCCAGGAAGCCUCGAGCCCCGCAGCCCGGCCAGGAGCAGGGCUCUGGCCGUGCAGCCUCACACCCCGCCGGUUCCCGCAGGUGAACCAGGGGAACAUCCCCGGCAUCCAGAGCACCUUCCUGGCCAUGGACACGGAGGAGGGCGUGGAGGUGGUGUGGAACGAGCUGCUCUUCUGCGACAAGAAGGCGUUCAAGGCCCACGAGGAGAAGAUCAAGACCAUGUUCGAGCAGCUGGUGCUCGUCGACCACCCCAACAUCGUGAAGCUGCACAAGUACUGGCUGGGCGCCAAGGACUCCAAGGCUCGGGUGAUCUUCAUCACGGAGUACGUGUCCUCGGGGAGCCUGAAGCAGUUCCUGAAGAAAACCAAGAAGAAUCAUAAGGCCAUGAAUGCCCGGGCCUGGAAGCGCUGGUGCACCCAGAUCCUCUCGGCUCUCAGCUUCCUGCAUGCCUGCAACCCACCCAUCAUCCACGGCAACCUGACCAGCGACACCAUCUUCAUCCAGCACAACGGGCUCAUCAAGAUCGGGUCAGUCUGGCAACGGGUGUUUGUGAAUGCCCUCCCCGACCACCUCCGCAGCCCCAUCCGCACCGAGAGAGAGGAGCAGCGCAACAUGCACUUCUUCCCCCCGGAGUAUGGCCGAGAGGCUGACGGGACGGCUGUGGACAUUUUCUCCUUCGGGAUGUGUGCCCUGGAGAUGGCCGUGCUGGAGAUCCAGAGCAACGGGGAUGCCCGGGUCUCGGAGGAGGCGAUCACUCGGGCCAGGCACUCCCUGGACGAUCCCAACAUGCGGGAGUUCAUCCUGGCGUGCCUGACCUUCAACCCGGACAAGCGGCCGACGGCCCACAACCUGCUCUUCCACCGGGUGCUCUUCGAGGUCCAUUCCCUCAAGCUGCUGGCCGCACACUGCUUCAUCAACAACCAGUACCUGAUGCCGGAGAACGUGGUGGAGGAGAAGACAAAGGAGCUGGAUCUGAACAUGGUGAUGGCGGAGAUCCGACGCGAGGGGCAGCCCUCGGUGCAGUGGAGGUACUCGGAGGUCUCCUUCCUGGAGCUCGACAAGUUCCUGGAGGACGUCAGGAACGGGAUCUAUCCCCUGAUGAACUUCGCUGUGACGAGACCCCUGGCACUCCCGCGGGCACUGUCCCAACCCCAGGAGGACCCCCAGAAAACCAAGACUCCUACCCCCGAGCCCUUCGAUGUGGAGACGAGGAAGGUGGUGCAGAUGCAGUGCAACAUGGAGCUGAACGAAGACAAGAGUCAGUGGCAUCUCACGCUCCUGCUGGUCCUGGAAGACAAGCUGCACCGGCAUCUGAGCUACGACCUGCUGCCAACUGACAAUUCCAAGGAUUUGGCCAUGGAGCUGGUGCACUACGGGUUCAUCCAUGAGGAUGACUGCGAGAAGCUGGCCAACUUCCUGGAGAGCACAUUCCACAAGUACUGGUCUGCUCCCUUGUGAGUCACCUCACAGAGGUCCGGGGCAGAGAGGGGCCUGCACAAGAGGAGAUGGGAAGCGUGCUUGGCUGGAAGGAACCGUGAGGGUCCCGACCAAACUCCCCCCUGCAGAAGUGACCUGGCCAUUCAUUCCCGGCUGUGUCUCUACAGCCUGUGCGAGGGAUACAUUCUGCCCUGGUUCGGAAAGACAACGGCAAGAGGAGGAAAGAUCAGCGAACAGGAGGGAUGACACCUGUAUCACUGCAACUAGGAAUGGGCACGACUGCACCCUCCAGUCCCCACCCAAUGCAAGCGAGGGAGAGUGGGUGGAGGAGUAUGUGUGGCACCUGCAGCUGGGGCAUGGAAGAUGUCUCCCCUCCUGUCCCUCCCCGCGGCACGUGGGCCAUUGGCCUGCAACAGGGGGGAGCUGAACUGUGGGCUGGUCAGGUUAAAAAAUGCAGAUAGGUAUGAGGUGUGCAUCCACCGCGGUGCCGCCCUGCCCUGCCACGUCCCUCUGCCUGGCUGUGCCCCGCUGCCCUCUCUGCUAUGCCAACUUCCUGUGCUGCACUGGCUGCCUGUGUGCUGUCAGCUUCCCGUGCUGCCGUGGCCGCAUUGCACUGUGCCACCGACUCCCCGUGCUGCACCGGCUGCCUGCAUGCUGCCAGCUUCCCUCACUGCUGCGGGAAGCUGCAUCCUGCAUCCUCUCACUGCAUCCUGCUGUGCUGGCUUGCCAUCCAAGCUGCUUUGCUGAGCUGUUCUGGCCGGGCCUGGCCAGCUGUGUUGCAUGUGCAGACUCGCAACCACUGCCAAAUCCAUAGGUCUAUGGAAAGAGCACACCUGACCACGAUGCACCAAGUGACGUGUGGUGUCUGUGGAUUAAGUACCGUCCAUCAUCACCAUUACAUGGAGAAGCUGCGAUGUUGCUUCUCUUGGGCCCAGCUGGCUGGGCAGGAAAGACAGGUAAAAGGGGGAAGAGGAGGGGCUGGGUGGAGAAAUGUGCUCCAGCUGUUUGGUCCUGGUGGUCUUCUGACUUGUGCCAUGGCAAGCCUGCGCUUGACUCUGCAAGCUGACAACUUCCUUUGUCGCAGCUGCUUCCUUUCCCUGAUGGCUUAUGCUCAGCUUUCUCAGCUCCAUCCCCUGGCUGACAUGUAUCACCAACAAGUUCCAGCUUCAUUUCUCCUGUACUGUAUAGUGACAAAUCCAUUAGCUAACCUCUUCACAAUGCUGGAAGCACGGGAUGGGCCAGACGGGCAUGGGGGACAGCCUGAGGUUCAGGAAUGAAGCACCACUGCAUGAAAGCUUUCUGGCUGGCCACAGCAGACUGUCAGCUCAGCCUCGAGGCUUAGGGAUUUCCUCAACUCUUCCCCCUAAAAUUAUUUUUUCAUGGGAAAAUUCUCACUAAAAACCCAGUGCCAAAGAACCCCAAAUGUGUCAUGAAGUGAAACACAAACUGCAGUGUGCUUCAGUGCUGCAAGCUGACAGAUUGUUCUGUACGCACAGAAAGGCAAGCCCAGCCACAAAGGAGAGCUGCAGAGCACAACACAGCGACUGGCCUAGGAACCGGAGGCUUGUCACGCUGAGCCUGCGCUGUAAGGCACAAAUGGGCUUUGUGACGUAUUUGCUUUCUCCAUGCCCAGCUAGUACAAAACCAAGCCCUGAGCCUACCCACUGUGCCCAGCACACACACGAAGUUGGUAGUGAGCUCACUGGUUGAUUAAAAAUCAGUGCAAUUCAGAAUGCCGUGACUCGACUGCCACAGUUUCUAACUCCUUGAUUCAAUAAACAGCGACACAAUCUCUUCUGCAAAGACAGACUGGAGGCAGAGAUCUGAACCUUUAACUAUUACAACAUAUGGUUUAGCCUCUUCUUAAUGAUCAACCUUCAUUUGAUCAACCUAUGCCGUGGUGUUUAUUUUGGGAGGCGGCAGGGAGGGCAGGUAAUGGAAAGUUCCACAAAGGCCUCUGAGGCUUGUUUUCAGGUUUGCCCCAUUGUUUUUUCACUUGUUAAUUAGAUCAAACCAGGUUUCCACAGAGGCCAUCACAUUUCCUCUGCAGCUUGCAGCCUGCCACGUCCCUCUGAAGCCUCUUUCAAUUGCUUUGGUAAGGCAGGUGCCACUGUUGAAUCGCUUGUGUAAGGUGUGUGCGAGUUAUCAGGAACUUUAUGGCCAGAGGCACCUUUAUAGUCAUCUGGUCUGGUCACGGACCUGCCUCCUGCCCACCGCUUGCAGUGAAGCUGUAGCAAAACUUUUUAAAAGACACAUCUUGAUGUAAAGACUCUAGGUAAAAGGUCAGUUGCAUCGCUAGGUAAGUUGUUCCAAUGGUCAGUUACCUUCACUCUAAAAAUAUCAAGUGCCUUAUUUCCUCUUGAAUUUAUCUAGCUUCAACUCCCAACCACCGGAUCUUAUUAUGCCUUUGUCUGCCAAAUUAAAGAGCCAUCUGAAAUCUCCCCGCUGUACAGGCAUCUAUGCACCGAUUAAGUCACUUCUCUGUCUUCUCUUUUUAGACUUAGUUAAACUUAUUCAAUCUUUUGCUGUCAGGCCAGGUUUUCAGACACUGAAUCAUUUGCGUGGCUCUUAUCUGAAUUCUUUCCAGCAUCCUUUUUGUCAAGAUCAUUUCUGAAGCGUGGAUGCUGGGGUGAGAUGUCAUAUUCCUGCAGCACUGGAACAACAACGCUUCAUACUGAUGAAUCGCCCCCUUCCUACUCCUUGAUAUGCCCCAGCUUAUACAUCCAAGAACUUGUCCCCUGCAUCACUGCAUCAUACUGGGGUUCUUGUUCUGCUGGUUUCCUAAUGUGGUGCUAGGACCUCUGCAGUGACAGUGAAUCCCAGGACACAGUCCCACAUCCUCUAGGUGUGACCCAGAGAUCUGAUGCUGCAUUUUCCUGUGUUUAAAAUUCCUGUUCAAGGAAGUUCACCUGUUCUCGCAUCAAGAGCAUCUGGGAAAACUAGGGGGACACGUUGGGGUGUCAGGGAUCUGUUCCACUGCACAAAUGCCAGGCUGCCAUAUGGUCCCACAGAGAGUGCAGCUAGUUGUAAAUCGGAACAGCUCUGGCUCCUCUACCUUGUUUCAGGGCAGGAACCAUUUCAGGUGGAGAAGCAGGAAGCCAGCUCUCUGAGCAUCCUUGAUUCUCUUGCGCCAAGUGACUGGUGGAGAAUAGAGCCUGGCCCCAUGUUUUUAGCAUUAACAAGCUUACAGCUUUCUUACCAAGCCUUUGCCUUAGGGCUGCUCUUCCUGGUUCAUCAGGAUCGAGCCUUGCCAUUUCUGGAUGUCUAGGAGACUCCUCCUGGAUGAAGCUGAUGCUGAAGAGCUACCAGGAGGCCUGGAAGAGGCACCUUGGGGCACACGUGUACUGCCCCUGUAGCGAUACUGAGACCCCUGCCAAGAAGCAAGCCCUGUUGCGAGCUGAAAAACACAUACUUGCUUUUUGGCAGGGGCCCAAAGAGCUGCCCUGCAGGUGGAGCCUUGGGAAUGGGCUGCGCAGCCCUGAAUCGCUCUAAUGGGGAGCGCAACACACAUGUGAGCGUGCAGUGCAUGUGCACAGGGGCGAGUAAGGGGAGCUUGGCAUCACUGCAGAGAUGCUACAGACAUAACCUAAGGGCAAUGGCGUGAAAGCAUUUCCUUUCUCGGAUCAGACUCCCUGACUUUCUGUCCUUCCAGUCUGACACUCAACUGCAUCUGGAAGAAAGCUGAGAAAAACUAUUUUCUUUUUUUUUUUUUUUUGAGGUAAUCACAAAUCCUUCCUCUCUUGUUGUCUAAUGAUGCUAAAAGAUGUUUACAUUUUGUUAUAGAGGAAAAUACCUUUGGAUAUUAUUGAAGUUCAUGUAGCUCUUGGUUUCCUACUCAAUUUUCAACUUCAGGCACAUUUUGUGUUACACAAAUUCAUCGUGAAGUUUGGUAAUCACUAAAUACUAAUAAUUUAUUUACCUUAUUGAUCAGCAGCUUUUGCAUUAACUAGUUAGAUGACAAAUCCAUUCAUGGAAAACAAGAGCAUAAAGCCAGAAUACCAAGAAAUAAGAUGAGCUGUCCUGCUUUUGAUACAGAUGUGUUAUCGACUGUCCUGCCCACUUUCCAGACUAUUUUAGAGCCUCACCACCACUGCUGUAAUUCUAUCUACUUCCUUCUCUUUGAUCUCCAACAACAAUGGAUUCCAGCUGUGCCCUCCGCUGUCAUCACUGUCAGGAUCCUGGACGACCCUAUGAACUUUCCCGAUAGGCUUCACAAGAACUUGGAUAUGCUUGUCACUUCCCUUUUUAUUUUCUUAAAUUAACUAGUAUUUUUAUUCACAGCUUGCAAUUAGGACUUAACUUCAAAACAUGUAAAACAUUAACUUCACUUGAUAAUUCAGAAACCUCGGAAGUACAAAAAAAUCUAAACAACUAAAAAAUGUAUAUUAUUGACUUUAGAAAAAAUCAUCAGUCUCCCUGAACACACUGCUCUGGUGCUCCACUCUGCACAAAGAUGGUUAUCCGUGCUAGUCUGAAGACAAACAGAAGCCAGGGCAGGAUGGCAUCUUUGAGAUGAACGGGUUCAGAGAGGCAUGACCCCUUGUAGGCAGCGUCCUGCUUUGUCAGGUGCUACGCACUGCACGCUGGCUUCCCACGUGGAGUACGGCCCCAGGACUCAGUCCUGCAGUUCCACGCCCGCUCUUUUAACUGGCCCUAGCAAUCUGAGACCGCGAUGUCCGGCAGCAGUGAGGUGUCUCCAGGACAAGGUACCUGUUGAGCAGCAGAAGGCUUGUGAGCACAAGGGCAGAUUUCAUGGAAGCUUGUCUGGGGGCAUAAUAAUGCCCCCUCCCGGGUUUUGGGAUUAAGCGCAAAUCUGCCCAGCCUCACUUUCCUUAAGUUCUUCACAACCCACUGCAAAAAUCCAAGCUACUUCUCUUCCAAAUGAGGCAGAAAGAAUUAUUUCUAUUUAUAAUCACUUGGAAAAGACAUAAUUAGCACCUAUAGAAGUAAAAACCAUCUGUGUCUUCAAGCUGUGCUAUUCCCUUGCAAUCAUAAUAUUAUUGCAUGCUCUAGAUCCUACAUAUUUCUCUGUGACGUCCCAAGGAAAUCAAAACCACCGCACUUAUCCCGGUAGAGUUGUUUUAGAGGUGACUGCGGCACGCGCGGUAGCUUUGUGCAGCGGGAAGUGCCGACUCUCACAGACUCUCUGCAGGGUGUGGUAACAUUUUGUUCUGCAGCAAAUCACGGGCUCCAUCUAAGCAACUCAGAUGGAGACUGGGACCCUUUGCACCUCAUUCCCCAGAGUAAGUGCAGCUGACAGGGAUUGCUUCCCCCCAACUGCAGCCACCUGCAGCCUCCUGGGGUGUCCUGUGGAAAUGCUGAAGCCAACACUGAGAGAUGAAGCUUAUCUUGGAGCAGAACAUGUAGCAAAGACCUCUGUGAAGAGUUCAAAGUGAAUUAUUUGCACUGCAGAGGAUACAGAUCCUGCCACCACUUUGUUCUCAGGGCUUUGUCUGAGUGGUGUGGACCCUUCUGUAGGAGAAAACCUCCAUUUAGGUUCAAACACUUGAGCCCAGCCCGCUCCAUAGCGCGAUGCCAUUCUCCUGCCCCCAGGCAUGCAUGCAGCUUCCCCCCUGGCUUUUGACAUGAAGUCUCUAGUUUUCCCUCACUUUUUUUUCUGCUAAGCAUCAUAGUAGCAGUAAGGAGGGCAGGGUCACUGGACAGGACAGGGAGAGAGGAUAGGCAUGCACGGUGGGCUCUGCACCCUCCAUGCACCACGGCAUAACAAGGUGCUGCAUUCCACGUGGGAGUGGGAGGGCUGGGGGUGAGAAACCCGAAACGACUGUCUGGAGGGUGGGCGUGAGGGCACAGGCUCCAGCACAGAUUGCAAGGGGUGACUCAAGGUCCUGUGGGGUCUGGGUGUGGGCGGUCCACACGUCACAUGAAAUGAUGUCUUGCUCGUCUCUAUAUUCUGUGAAUGUGCCAAUAAAGUAGUUGGUAUGAGAGAACUGACGUGCAGUAACUCCUUCAUGCUGCCACUCCGGCCGUGACCUGGCAAGAGCGGGGAGUAGCAGGGAGCAAGUACGCUAGGGUCUCAGAAGCUGGCUAGGAGACGGCACUGGAGAAGAAGGAUCCGUGGACAGGCUGGAAAUACUGACGGAGAGGAGGAGACCCAGGAACAGGAGUGACGUGAAGAUGAGCAGAGCGGGAGCGCGGUAGUCUUGGGCACUGGGAAGCGAACGAAUGCCAUUACUGCGGUCUCGGGUGGUUGUCGCAGAGUGGCAGUCUCGGUCGCAGGGAAGCAAGCGAACGCCUUUACUGCGGUCGGGAGGUCGCCGGGGAGUGGUGGUCUCGGGCGUGGGGAAGUGAGCGAAUGCCGGUGCUGCGGUCUCAGGUGGUUGUCUCGGAGCAAUGGUCUCAGGUGCUGGGAAGCGAGCGAACGCCGCUGCUGCGGUCUCGGGUGGUUGUUGUGGAGCGGCGGUCUCGGGCGCAGGGAAGCGAGCGAACACCGUUGCUGCGGUUGGGUGGCCGCCUUGGAGCAGUGGUCUCAGGCGUGGGGAAGCAAGCGAACGCCGUUCCUGCCGUCUCAGGCGGUCGUUGCGGAGCGGCGAUCUCGGGCAUGGGGAAGCAAGCGAAUGCUGGUGCUACCGUCUUAGGUGGCCGUCACGGAGCGGUGGACUUGGGCGCGGGGCAGUGAGCGAAUGCCGUUGCUGCCGUCUCAGGUGGCAACCGUGGAGCGGUGGUCUCGGGUGCGGGGAAGCGAGCGAAUGCUAUUGCUGCUGUCGCAGGUAGCCGUUGCGGAGCGGCGGUCUCAGGCACUGGGAAGCGAGCGAUCGCCGGUGCUGCGGUCUCGGGUGGUUGGUGCGGAGCGGUGGUCUCGGGCGCAGGGAAGCGAGCGAACACCAAUGCUGCGGUCUCGGGUGGUCGUCACGGUGCGGCGGUCUCAGGCACUGGGUCUCGUGCGCGGGGACGCGAGCAACCGCAGCGGAGCGGGGUGGGCAGGGGCCGCCGGCUCUCCAGGCCCCCUUGCACCCCGUCACGGCCGCCGUCCGUGGCGCAGGCGAGUCUUGCUCCUCGGUUGGGAGCCUCAGGC